AUGGAGCCGACCGCCAAAACCAACGGGGCCAAAACCAACGGGGCCAAAACCAACGGAGCCAAAACCAACGGAGCCAAAACCAACGGCAAGGACAAGAAGGAGGGCGACGAGGUGAACCUCCUGGCGGAGUAUGGCCGGGCCUGGUGCCUCCAUCAGUUCGUGCCCUUUGUGGAUAAGUUGGUCCUGGGCAGCUACGGCCAGGCGAUGGACAACCGUAUGCUGAAGCCCUGGGACCAGGGCCCGGACGACUGGAUGAUCCGCUUGCCUUUGUUGGUCGUCUCCUUCCUCUUCCCCAACCCCUGGGUGCUCUUGGUGGCGCAUGUGGCCAACAUCGUCUCCUGGUUCUACUGGAUGCCGGCCGUCUGGGACCACAUGGUCUGGGCGGCCCUCCUGGAGCUGACCUUCGUGCUGGCGGCCUUGGCGGGGGGUGGCAAGGAGGCGGUGGCCAAGAGGUUCCUCCCCGCGGCGCGCAUGGAGCUCUGUGUCCUCUACUGGAGCGCCGCCUUCUGGAAGCUCACCACGAGCUGGUACACCGUCCGCGGCUCCUGCGCCCCGGUGCUCCUCUCGGAGCUCAUGGCCGGGCUCUUCACCGCGGAGCUCGUGCCUCCGGGCAGCGCCUUCGCCAACAUCAUGUUGAAGAUCGCCCCGGUCUUCGUGGCCGCCCUGGAGUUCGCCGUGGCUUACUGCCUCACCUUCCGCCCGACUGCGGGCGUGGUCCUGGCUUUGGCCUUCCACCAGACCAUCAACCUCAUGCCCAUGACCUACGCCGGCGGCUUCUCCAUCUCGAUGUGCUGCCGCUUCGUGAUCUUCCUCCCAGGCAUCGUGAGCCAGGCCCUCGGCAAGUCGAACUCGCUGAUCCUGCCGCUGUCCCUAUGUGUGGCGGUGGGAGCGGCGAUGUUUGCCAUCCACAAAGGCGUCGACACCGCCUGCGUCCUCUUCCUCUCUUUGGCCUUCCUCUACCUGCGCGGCAUCAUGAGCGGGCACCGCCCAAGCGCCAAGGGCUUCGGGGGUGCUGCCUGGCUUUCCUUCCUUGCCAUCCUCAUCGGCUUCGUCUACGGCUUCCUGGCGCCGGUGGCAGGCGUGAUGGCCAUGGCUUCCAGCACCAUGUACGGCAACGUGAAGCAGUGGGGCGGCACCAACCACCUUGCGGUCCCCACCGGACUCCUGCAGGAGCACUUCGCCGACCCUAAGAACACUGAGCCGGCCUGGGCCAAGGACGCCUUUGGUGGGGGACUCAUCCGGGUUGAUGAGACCACGUCCCCCACGAUGCGCGAGCUGUGCCCUGCCGAGGCCACCCACCUCAUGCUCCCCUACGCGCGCGAUCUCCUCAUCGGGGUCGGUACGCCUGGGCGCUACUUCGAGCUCUACGCAGCGCGGAACUACUACAACCGCGACGACGACCAUGGGUCCUCGGCUCUGCACAACCGUGGCAACACCACGGUCGAGGUUUCGCAGCCGCCGUACGUGGAGCCGGCGUACGAGCUCCGUCGCGUGCUCUCGCUCGCACGCAAGAAGGGUGAGAGCUUCACCCUGAAGUACACGCCGGUGCCCUGGUUCGGCACCCCAAAGAGCUACGCAGAGUAUCAGGGCGAGCAGGUGGUCUUAAAGGAGGAGGGCAACGGCCAGCGCACCUGCAUGAAAGGCAAGCCCUGCGACGACUCGGAGGUGGCCCUGCAGCCUCCGCCCCAGUACUGGCUCACGAAGUUCCUCCAUCCCUACCCUCUGCCGAUCCUCCCCGGCGACACGCGGGAAGUCCAUUGCAGCACCUGA
Messenger RNA from Symbiodinium natans, 1770 nucleotides. Lineage: Eukaryota; Dinophyceae; Suessiales; Symbiodiniaceae. The record is from the annotation of a GenBank genome assembly.